UUGUCGAACACUCUGUCUGAGAAAACUUGCCACUAUGUCUAUGCAACAAGCGCAGACAGAGGGACUGUGCCUCAAAUACCCAGAACCGCUAGGGCCACAUCCUCAAAUCACCCACGAAGCCGCGGUACACAUGCUCCAACGCGCUAUUCAGCUUUCCCAGCACACGCCAUUCGCGUGGGGAUACAUCGACAAGCCCCUCGAGGGCUCGACCUUCCUCAUCUUUCAAACCGCGCAGCUCCCCUUCCCGGUAGAUGGGCUCGUAUAUCAAGAUAGGGAGCAGAGAUACAGCAUUCCACUUGGAAACGGGCGGGAACUCGAAGUGACCGAAGUCAAGUUUGGGUUCAUCCCUGGGGUCGACCAAUCAGCACACCGCGUCCGGAGGCGGUUCAGGAUGCAGAAGGGCGGCCAUCCCCAGCUCGUCCUCGUCCACUACUCCAGCGGCCAGCACACUCCGAUCAUUCCUUCGCUCAAUCAGCCCCCACGCAACUACCCGCUGCGCCCUGUGAACGAGCCUGCGAUCUAUGUCAUGGGCGAGCGGCAGGGCCAGAAGGUUUUCCCUGGGGCGGGAGCCCCUGGAUCGAUCCCUAUGACUCCUGUGAGCGACCGUCCCGCUAUGAACUACCCGGGAAUGCCGGCGAUGGGGAUGCCCCGCAACCCGCAAGGCAUGCUCGCGCAUCAAAACAGCCAGAUGGAAGCGUUAGAGAGGAGAGCACAGCGCGAAAGAGGGAUGAGCAUGGGCCAGCGACAAACAAGCCGCGUCGUGGAUGACGACGACUCCGCAGACGAGUCGGAGACUAUCUCGACACGAACGCUCGCCCUGACGCGGUAUCGCCGUAACCACGAGUUCAUGAACGAAGUUUUCAUGUACGCUGCAUUUGGUGACAAGAAAGUCCCUCCACCGCCAUCACCCUAUUCAGCAUUCAAGCUGCCAGAUUUGGAGGAUUCUGUGGCGAAACUGACUGUGGAAGUGGAGGAGCUCAGGAAAAAGUCCGCGGCACGAAAAGAGGCAGCGGCUGCCGGCGCGAGCGAGCUGCGAGACGUACCAAUGGACGGUCUCGCUAUCGCCGAUGCCGCCGCGUAGAGCACUUUGUCUGGAUCUUUGUAUUGUAGUGUAAUUCUUAGUCUGCUUUCGCGCG
Dichomitus squalens LYAD-421 SS1 is the source of this 1136-nucleotide messenger RNA. RefSeq lists its product as uncharacterized. Gene Ontology annotation, biological process: chromatin remodeling. Bases 35 to 1081 code for a protein of 348 amino acids. The transcript has 8 exons. The record is from RefSeq and is a predicted model, not a curated record. Lineage: Eukaryota; Fungi; Basidiomycota; Agaricomycetes; Polyporales; Polyporaceae.